AUGUAUGAAACAGGCAAGUUAGCACAAGUUACAGCCGAGAUGAGGCGUUACAACUUACACAUCCUUGGAGUAAGUGAAAGCAGAUGGACAGGUUCUGGAAGAGUACAGACCCAGACCGGAGAGACAGUGCUGUAUUCUGGCAGAGAGGACAACCAACACCAUGAGGGAGUAGCCAUCAUCCUGAGGAAAGGAACAGAUAAGUGCCUAAUAGAGUGGAAGCCGAUCAACAGCAGACUGAUUUCAGCCAGAGUGAGAGGGAACAUGGCAAUGACCUUGAUCCAGUGCUACGCACCAACCAACGAUGGCGAUGAUGAGGUGAAGGACACCUUUUACGAUCAAUUGCAAGCAGAAGUAAGUGCAGCACCCCAUCAUGACCUGUUGAUUGUGAUGGGCGACAUGAAUGCCAAAGUUGGGAACGACAACACCCAUGUAGAGAGAACUAUGGGCAGACAUGGUUGUGGCUGCAUGAACGAGAACGGAGAGAGGCUAGUAGAGCUAUGCACUAUGUACAACCUGGUGAUUGGAGGAACACUAUUCCCUCACCGUAACGUCCAUAAGCUAACAUGGUGCUCACCCAAUGGUAGGGACAGGAACCAGAUCGACCACCUAAUGAUCAACGGCUCCUGGAGACGUUCCCUGCUUGACGUCAGGGCACUUGCAGACGUGACAGACAUUUGCGAAGCAGACGCAGAAAGUAUAAACCAGAGAUGGGACCUUGUGAAAACAGUGUACCAGAAAAGCAGCGAGACUAGUCUUGGACUGAGGGGAACUAAGAAGAAAGAAUGGAUAACACCAGAGACGUGGAAGGCGAUAGAGGAAAGAAGAGACCUUAAAAAGAAAGUGGCUAGCACCAGAUCUGAAAGACUGCAAGAGAAGUUCAAACUACAGUACAGAGAGAUGAACCGGAAAGUGAAGCGCUCGGCGAGAUCAGACAAGCGUGCCUACUUGAACAACCUAGCAAGUGAGGACGAAGAAGCAGCAAGAAAAGGAGAACAAGGAAAGCUGUACAAGAUCACCAAGACGAUUAGCGGCAAAUUCCACAGCACCAACAAUGCCCCAGUCAAGGACAAGGGAGGGAAGCUGCUAAACGACAGAGAGAGAACAAGAAACACGCUGGGCUGA
Messenger RNA from Pomacea canaliculata, 1122 nucleotides. RefSeq names its product craniofacial development protein 2-like. Gene Ontology annotation, molecular function: catalytic activity. Gene Ontology annotation, biological process: chromatin remodeling. NCBI's taxonomy places the organism in Eukaryota, Metazoa, Mollusca, Gastropoda, Architaenioglossa, Ampullariidae. Gene Ontology annotation, cellular component: nucleus. The transcript is spliced from 2 exons. The record is from RefSeq and is a predicted model, not a curated record. The coding region runs from base 1 to 1122 and encodes 373 amino acids.